Symbiodinium natans is the source of this 1410-nucleotide messenger RNA. Lineage: Eukaryota; Dinophyceae; Suessiales; Symbiodiniaceae. The record is from the annotation of a GenBank genome assembly.
AUGCUGGACUGGGAUGAUCUUGAGGAAGCUGAGGCUGCUGCCACAGACAAGCAUGAACGGCAUGGAAGUGCGUUUCCAGGAGCGGACUGUAACGAUGUCACCGAUGUUAAGAUACCAGACGGCCACCGGCUUCGGAUCUUCCUGAUGUCCGACCUGCACAUUGACCAUAGAAAGAACAAGGAGUGGAUGUUGAGCUGCCUGGCAAGUCUGCGUCAUCAUGACCCUGUGAAUCCAAAAAGUUGCUACUUCGAUUGUCUUCUUCUCCCCGGUGAUCUUUGCACUGCUGACGAACAAUUCGAGGAUUCAUUGAAAAUGCUUACAGAAUCUUUUCAUUUGAUCUGCUUCUGCUUUGGUAACCACGAGGCGUGGGCUCACGGUGAGCGGAAGGGCUGCACUCCCGCCAAGGACUCCUUCGAGAAGCUUGCUCGGAUUCAUGAUAUCUGCCAGGCCCUGCAGGUUUUUACCAGCCCGGUCCGCAUCCUGGGAGGAGCGAAGCCACUGCUCCUGCUGCCUCUUUGGUCAUGGUAUCAUUCAAGCUGGGACCACGAACCUGACCUACCUCAGCAGCUUCAGCCGCCGGUGGAUCCUGAAAAGCGAGUGAGCGACUUUCGCUUGUGUAAGUGGGGGUCACUUGCAGAGGCACCGCAAUUUGUUUUCGGCCCUGGUGGCGAGACAUCAGAUCAUCUUGCAAAGCACUUUGCUGAGCGGAAUGAAGCCUGGAUUUCCGCUGUACUCGACUUGCAGAAGCGUGAAGGCGGAGAGAUUCUGAGCUAUUCACAUUUCUGUCCUCGGCAGGAACUCAUUCUGGAGAAGCGCUUCUCCUAUGACCAGCAUGUGCCGAAAAUCUCGGGUUCCUCAUACCUUGAGCAACAGAUUCGCCGAGUGAGUCCGCGGGUUCAUGCCUUCGGACAUACGCAUGUGGCCUGGGACACGGUCCUUGAAGGAGUGCGAUAUGUCCACUGGCCACUGGGAAAUCCAAAGGAGCAGAACGGACAGACAAGAAUGCAAAACUUGAGUGGCUUCCUGCUUUUGUUUGAUUCUCUUUGGUCGCCUGUGCAGUUUACACACUGGGCAUACUUCUAUGACUAUAUGGAACCUCGCCAGCCAGGCUCUGCAGAAUUGGCACCUUGGGUAAGUACUGGUUAUGCACAGGUUUAUCCCGAGAUGAAGGCAGAAUUGGACAGACGUGGUCUUCUCCCACAUCUAGAGGUUAGACCGGACAUGUUUUCCGCCUACUUCCCUGGUGGGUUACUCAACAACAACGGCGAGUUUUGGAAGCGUCACGCUUCUGCCAACCUGCGCUGGCGCCUCCCACCCCAAACCUUGUCACCGCAGCCCUUCCCAUGUGAGAAUCCUACUUGUAUCCUUUGUGGGUUUACACGCAAGCAAGAGGAGGGCGCGAGCCGAUGA